Molecule: messenger RNA, 1868 nt
Organism: Jatropha curcas
Lineage: Eukaryota; Viridiplantae; Streptophyta; Magnoliopsida; Malpighiales; Euphorbiaceae
Product: 2-oxoisovalerate dehydrogenase subunit alpha 2, mitochondrial
Biological process (GO): branched-chain amino acid catabolic process
Cellular component (GO): oxoglutarate dehydrogenase complex
Molecular function (GO): oxidoreductase activity, acting on the aldehyde or oxo group of donors, disulfide as acceptor
Source: RefSeq, a predicted model, not a curated record
GUGCGAAACGAGGUAGCUAUCCACAACCAACUUAUGUAAAUAAUAAUUAACAGAAACAAAAAUCAGGUCUUUCUCACUCUCUAAUCUCUACAACAUUUCACUUAUCUUAGCUAUUGGAAUAAGAGCAACGAUCUCUGUUCCUCUCAUGGCUCUCUGUAUAAGAAAUACAAGAGCAAUUGUUAGCCAUGUCAAAUCAAGAAUGGGUCUUUUUUGUGUCCUCAACCGCAGUGCUUCUGUUUCUUCUUCAACCCAUAAUAGCAAAACUCAAUCUACAGCUCUAUUCGCUCAAGAUUUCAAGAACCCAGUAGCAAAUUUCUAUCACAAAGUGUCCUGCCGGUUUUUAUCCUUCAAAGCCGAUAGCGAACAGUUGGGUUCCCACUGUAGCUGCCUUGACAACAAUCAGGUUUUGGAUUUUCCUGGAGGAAAAGUUGCAUUCACUCCAGAAGUGAGGUUCUUAUUUGGAUCUACUGAGGAGCGCAUACCCUGUUAUCGUGUCCUUGAUGACAAUGGUCAGCUAAUUGAGAAUAUUAACUUUACAGGGGUCAGCAAGGAAAUUGCUAGGAAAAUGUAUAUUGAUAUGGUGACACUUCAAACUAUGGACACUAUCUUCUAUGAAGCACAGAGACAAGGAAGAAUUUCAUUCUAUGUGACAACAGUUGGUGAAGAAGCCAUCAACAUUGCAUCAGCUGCAGCUCUCACAAUUGAUGAUCUUGUUGUCCCUCAGUAUAGAGAGCCAGGAGUUCUUUUAUGGCGUGGAUUCACUCUUCAAGAAUUUGCAAACCAAUGUUUUAGUAAUAGAAGUGAUGAUUGCAAAGGUAGGCAGAUGCCUGCCCAUUAUGGAUCAAAAAAGCACAAUUACUUCACUGUAGCAUCAACAAUUGCCUCACAGCUUCCACAUGCAGUUGGUGCUGCAUAUUCUCUAAAGAUGGAUGGAAAAGAUGCUUGUGUUGUCACUUAUUUUGGUGAUGGUGGAUCAAGUGAGGGAGAUUUUCACGCUGCUUUAAAUUUUGCGGCGGUCAUGGAGGCACCAGUUAUAUUUAUCUGUCGGAACAAUGGAUGGGCUAUUAGCACUCCUCUUUCCGACCAGUUUCGAAGUGAUGGUGUUGUUGUUAGAGGACAGGCUUAUGGAGUUCAAAGCAUUCGUGUAGAUGGUAAUGAUGCUCUGGCAAUGUACAGUGCAGUUCAUGCUGCUCGUGAAAUGGCAAUCAGCAAACAUACGCCGAUCUUAGUAGAGGCUCUAACAUAUCGAGUAGGACAUCACUCCACAUCAGAUGAUUCCACAAAGUAUCGUUCAAUUAAUGAGAUUGAACUGUGGAGAUCGGCACGAGAUCCUGUUACUAGAUUACGAAAAUGGAUAGAAAGCAACGGUUGGUGGAGCAAUGAAGCAGAGUCAGACCUCAGAAACACUGUGAGGAAGCAGCUAUUAAAAGCAAUUCAAGUGGCAGAGAGAGUUGAAAAACCUCCAGUUGCAGAUGUUUUUACUGAUGUGUAUGAUGUUCUCCCAUCCAACCUUAUAGAGCAGGAGAAGUUUCUAAGAGAAGCCGUCAGGAGACACCCACAAGAUUACCCAUCAGAUGUUCCUUUGUGAACCUUUUUCCAUGAUAAAUAAACGGGAUAUCUGAUAUGCUUCAUUUAUGAGAAUUUGAACUGAACCAAUAGUUGCAGGGUUAAAAAUCCUUAAGGUUGGCAGGGGCUGGGCAAGGUGCUAGGUUGAAGGGCCCUAGCUAGUACACGGGCUUGGGCAAAAUAAUGGAGUGACACUAGGAAUAAGACUUUUGGGUCGUUUGUUAUAACUGAAUUCUAAAUAUUGUAUAUGAAUAAACAACUUAUUGAAUUGAACGACUAAGGUUCCCUUUGUAUCCAUAAAA